CUCUGCGGCCGUACACCAACAACAUCGUCAUGGCGACAAAGCUGCAAUAAAUUGAAUUGAUCAUGGAGACAUCAGGAACGAUGCCACAAGUAGAAACAUAAGUUAUUCGUUGGAAAAAUCACAUCUGAGAUGUCUUCACAAGACUCAAGAAAAAGAACAUCGAGUUCUCCCAUUGGAAGAAUACCUAAGCUUCCACCUAUCCAGCAAUAUGUCAACUCUUCAGCAAGAUUUGACAACAGUCCUCUUCUCAAAUAUAGAAGAAGCAGUGACAUGCAAGAUCUUUUGGGAGGAAUAGUGAGAGAGAGGGCCAAAGAUGCCAAGCACCAAACUGAGGAUGCUCUAAAGAGGAGACCAAAAUCAAACCCAACUCCAGAAAUGCCAUCACAGAUGAUGUCAAAGGAAAGAAGAAUCAGGUUGAAUUACCAGUUUAUGAAAAAAUGUGUCAGUGAAGGACCAGUUUCACCAAUGCCUGAAGAAUGGUGGCAUGAAAUUCUGUCAAUGGUACCUCAAGAUCUUAUCAGGUCACCAGAAAUGCAACCAUACAUCAGGGAACUUAAUGAUGAGUUGAUGAAGGAGUAUGAUAAGAGCAUGAGAAAAGCAAUGGUGCAAUACACCUUGGUAAAACCUAAUGUGAAAGGUGUUGAAGAAGAUGAAGAUUUACCAGAGGAAGAAGUUGGCCUAGACUUCUCCAGUGACUGGAGAGAGAGCUUUCUGGCUGCUAAAGCACAGAUUCGGCGAAACUUACACAUGCUCCAUCCUUCUCAUCAAACAAUAUUGAAGAUUUGUAACAACAAGGUUUAUUCAAAGCUCUUGCUUGUUGAUUUGUCAGAAAUAAGAAAACAAGGACCAAUCGAAUGUGAAAAUUUGAAAAAUAACACGCAGCUUGCUUGCGAGAAGAUGGAAGAAAAACUUCUUCAUAGUUGGUACCCUGAAAUAGUGAACAUUUUUGUUGAUAAGAAUGCCUUCAAGCAUUUAAAAGAUGAGCAGCAAGACUCAUUUCAUAGCAGUGUUUCAACUUUGAUAUCCAAUCAACUUAAAGGCAUCAUAACAAGAUCCCUGAAUGCUUAUAUUGACUUGUUCAAUGAAAAAGACUCGAGCCGUUUGCCUCUGUUCAAAAUGGAGUUAAUCUUAGAUGAUGAGGACAACAUUCAGUUUUACCCAAUGUUGAUCGAUCUGGAAGAGUCAAUUCUGUCUGUGACUAAGAGUAUAACAGGAACUCUUCAGAAUGUGCAAACAGUCCAGUCAUGGUUAAGUGGCGGUCCAACAACCGUUUGCAUUGAUGCAAAAAUAGAUCCAGCUGUUGUGAAGAAUAUUACCAACUUUCUGAAAGAAUGCAUCACAAAAUACUUGGAAGGACCAAGAGAGCAUUUGGCUUCGUUUGACAAAUAUAGCAUGCUUGUUGAUGGCAGAGCUUCUGCUGAAAUUCAAGAAUUUUUGGAUUCAAACAAUACCUUUGAUGAAUACACAGUUGAAAUCGAGAAAUACCGAAAACUUGCAAGAGAAAUAUCGAGCUUGUUCACAGUGGCACAUUUUGACAUAAUGCGUUUGGACUGCGAUGAUCUGAAACGAGGCUUAGCAAGCAAGGCCCAUGGAUAUGCUGAAACACUGCUCACUCGACUAGCAGAGGAUCAUCGAAAAGAGAAUCAGAGAAUAUGCUCAGAAUUUGAAACUAUGAAGCAGAAGGCUUUGUGCGAACCAAAAGAUACCAAGGACAUGAUUGAUUUGAUGAAAUACGUCGAGCAAGCCCAGCAAAAGAAUCUAAUUAAGCUGAAAGAAGAUAUCAAGGAAUCAGAACACAGAUUGGCCUACCUGCUUGAUCACUACAGUUUUAAGGGCAGUGAUAUUGCUUUGAACAGCACUGUUCUAAACUGGCCGACGCAAAUCAACCCAGUAUUUGAUCAAAGUGACGAGAUUAUUGCUGUUGCUCAGAAAAGUGGAGAAUCGGCUCUCACGGAAAAGAGAGAGAAAGUAAUGUUGGAGCUAGAUCGACUCAAGAAGCAAGUGAUGGAGUUUGUUGAGUUUGGUCACAUGGACAUGAUGCUGCAGUACCUAAGGGACGUUCAAGCAGUGCAGAGAAAAAUCAGUGAACUAACAGAGUCGAUUGAGUUUAUAAAUGAGGAAGAAGACCUAUUUAAAUGGGAACUGACCACGUAUCCUGAAAUAGAGAUCCUAACCACAGCCAUCGAGCCGUAUUUGAAACUGUUCUCGUUGGUUGUCAAGUGGCAGAGGUCAGAGAAGAAAUGGAUGGAUGGUGCCUUUCUGGAUCUGAAUGCUGAGUCAAUAGAAGCAGAAGUUGAAGAAUUUGGACGAGAAGUAUACAAACUCGUAAAACAGUUCGCGUCCAUGGCCAAGAAAGGAGAACAGAAGGAUCGAAGUGAUGUCGUCAGAAAGAAGAAAAAGGAUGAAAACGAAGAAAAGCUGGAAGAUAAAUUUGCACCGCUGAAAGUAGCACACACUGUUCAAGAACAGAUCAGAGAUUUCAAGGAGCAUGUGCCUAUACUGAGCACGUUGUGCAAUCCAGGUCUACGACAACGCCAUUGGAGGGCUAUGUCAGACAAGAUUGGCUAUGAUAUUGCCCCGGAUUCUAGCACAACUUUGCGAAAGAUGCUUAAAAACAACCUUUCACCAUAUAUGGAUGAGUUCGAAAGCAUUAGUGGUGGCGCAAGCAAGGAAUAUUCUUUAGAGAAGGCAAUGCAGAAAAUGGUUGACGAUUGGGAUGAGAUCAUUUUCAACACCACAAUUUACAGAGACACCGGAGUGGCGAUUCUUGCUGCUGUGGAUGAGAUUCAAGCAACACUUGAUGACCAGAUUGUAAAAACUCAAACGAUGCGCGGCUCGCCCUUUAUAAAACCUUUUGAAGCUGAAAUAAAGGCAUGGGAAGAGCGGCUGCUGAAGAUGCAAGAAACUAUCGACGAAUGGCUGAAAGUGCAAGCCCAGUGGCUGUAUUUGGAGCCUAUCUUCAGCUCUGAAGAUAUCAUGCAACAAAUGCCGGAAGAAGGUAGAAAGUUCCAAAUGGUUGAUCGCAACUGGAAAGAAAUCAUGAAAGCUGUAGUCAAAGACCCAAAGGUUCUGAUUGCCACCUCAAUAAGCGGUCUUUACGAGCGCCUCAUUGACAGUAAUAAUUUGCUCGACCAGAUCAACAAAGGAUUGAAUGCAUACUUGGAAAAGAAAAGACUGUUCUUCCCAAGAUUUUUCUUCUUGUCAAAUGAUGAAAUGUUGGAGAUCCUUUCAGAGACGAAAGAUCCUUACCGUGUGCAACCACAUCUCAAGAAAUGCUUCGAAGGAAUCGCUAAGCUUCAGUUCACGCAAUCACUAGACAUAACAGCGAUGUAUAGUAGCGAAGGUGAGAUGGUCAAUUUGAGUGAGACGAUUUCUACAGCUGCAGCAAGGGGGGUUGUUGAAAGAUGGUUACUUCAGGUGCAAGAUGUAAUGAUAGCCAGCAUACGAGAAAUUGUUGGGAAGUCAACCGAAGCAUACCCACAAACACCUAGAAAAGAUUGGGUGAAAGAGUGGCCUGGGCAAAUUGUACUGUGCACCAGUCAGAUAUAUUGGACAGCUGAGGUGCACGAAGCCAUAAAAGGUGGAGCUCGCGGACUGAAGGACUAUUAUGACAAACUGCAAAGGCAGCUUGAAGAGAUAGUUGAACUAGUUCGAGGCAAAUUGUCAAAGCAAAACAGAGUGACCCUUGGAGCCCUUGUCGUUAUUGACGUGCAUGCCCGUGAUGUUGUCAAUCAAAUGGCAGAGCUUGGUGUUUCGUCAGAGAACGAUUUCCAGUGGCUUAGCCAACUCAGGUACUACUGGGAAGAAGGAAACUGCUUGGUGCGAAUUAUAAACGCAACCGUGAACUAUGCUUAUGAAUAUCUAGGGAACUCAGGGAGGCUCGUUAUAACUCCGUUGACGGAUAGAUGCUACCGUACGUUGGUUGGUGCUUUUCAUUUGAAUUUGAACGGUGCACCAGAGGGACCUGCUGGUACAGGGAAAACAGAGACUACGAAAGAUCUUGCAAAAGCGUUAGCUAUCCAGUGUGUAGUUUUCAACUGCUCUGAUGGUCUUGAUUAUUUGCAGAUGGGUAAGUUCUUUAAAGGGUUGGCCGCGUGUGGAGCAUGGGCUUGUUUCGACGAGUUCAAUCGCAUUGAAUUGGAAGUCUUGUCAGUCGUUGCGCAGCAAAUUCUUUGCAUUCAGAGAGCUGUUGCGUCACACUUGGAUGAAUUCGUUUUCGAAGGCACCAAAUUGAAGCUAAAUGCAAACUGCUAUGUUUGUAUUACAAUGAACCCAGGUUAUGCAGGUCGGUCUGAACUGCCUGAUAAUCUCAAAGUCCUAUUCCGGACAGUAGCAAUGAUGGUGCCUGAUUACGCCCUGAUUGCCGAAAUCAGCCUGUAUUCAUAUGGGUUCGUAGAUGCCAGAAACCUAGCUGUAAAGAUCGUCACGACUUACAAACUAUGCUCUGAACAGUUAUCUUCGCAGUUUCAUUACGAUUAUGGAAUGCGAGCCGUCAAGGCCGUCUUAGCAGCUGCCGGAAACCUUAAGCUGAAAUUCCCUGAUCAAAACGAAGAUGUCUUGCUGCUCCGUUCAAUUAUGGAUGUGAACAAACCGAAGUUCUUGUCACACGACAUUCCGCUAUUUGAAGGCAUUAUCUCUGACUUGUUCCCCGGUAUACAGCAGCCUAAAGCUGAUUACAGUACAUUCAUGGGCGUCGCCAACGAAGUGUGCGCAAAAGCAAAUUUGCAAGCAACUGACUUUUUCCAGGAGAAGCUUAUACAGACUUAUGAAAUGAUGAUUGUGAGGCAUGGAUUUAUGUUGGUUGGUGAACCUUUCUCAGCUAAAACUAAAGUAUUGGAAGUUCUUUCUAGCACCUUAACUCUUAUGUGUGAAAGAGGCCUCGAAGAAGAAAAGGUCUGGUACAGAAUUAUCAACCCAAAGUCAAUAACAAUGGGACAGUUGUUUGGGCAGUUUGAUCCAGUUUCGCAUGAAUGGACCGAUGGUGUUUGUGCCAACACCUUCAGAGAGUACGCAUCGGAUCAAACAGAAACGAGGAAAUGGGUUGUUUUUGAUGGGCCUAUCGAUGCCUUGUGGAUUGAAAAUAUGAACACUGUAUUAGACGACAAUAAAAAGCUCUGCUUGAUGAGUGGUGAGAUCAUUCAACUUUCAGGAUCGAUGAGUUUGAUUUUCGAAACAAACGACUUAUCACAAGCAUCGCCCGCUACUGUGAGCAGAUGCGGUAUGAUCUACCUUGAGCCUGCCUCUCUUGGUUGGGAGCCAUUAGUCGAAUCUUGGAUCAACACACUACCCGAUGUAAUCAAAGCUGAACACAAAUACAUCAAUGGUCUUUUCAACUGGGCUGUAACGCCUUGCUUAAGGUUUUUACGAAAAUCUUGUAAGGAAUUUGUGCCGACAUCAGAUAGCAAUCUGGUCACAUCGUGUAUGACUUUGCUUGAAAUUUUGAUGAAAGAUAUACAUGAAAAUGAUCACAAAUACGUCAAAACUUGGCUAGCUUCCUGCUUCCAAUUUGCACUGGUUUGGUCUGUAGGAGCCAGUUGUGAUGGAACAAGCCGUACAAAAUUCGAUCAUUUCAUUAAAGAAUUGUUUUCUGGAAAAGACGAAGAUCACCCGAUUCCAAGCGUUGUUGGCAAAAUAGAACACGCAAUGCCCACUGAACAUACUGUAUAUGAUUUUAUGUUUGAGCGUAAGGGCAGAGGAAGCUGGACACUGUGGACAAAGACUAUUCACGACACGUCCCUGCCAAAGGGGAAGAAAGCAAGCGAAAUAAUUGUGCCUACUAUGGAUACCGCUAGAUAUUCUCAUCUCAUGGAACUAAUGAUUCUGAACAACAGGCCUACUCUAUUUGUUGGACCGACAGGAACUGGAAAAAGUGUUUAUAUCAAGGAGAAACUUAUGAAUGGGUUGCCAGCCGACAAAUACCUUCCCAUGUUUGUCAAUUUCUCAGCGCAGACAAGUGCAAAUCAAACUCAGGAACUCAUAAUGGCGAAGCUGGACAAGCGAAGGAAAGGUGUUUAUGGACCCCCCGUUGGUAAAAAGUAUGUUAUUUUUGUCGAUGACGUAAACAUGCCAGCUAGAGAAAAGUAUGGUGCUCAGCCUCCAAUCGAGUUAAUCCGGCAGUUUUUGGAUCACGGUGCCUGGUAUGACAAGAAAGACACCUCACGGAUUACAUUGUUCGAUCUUCAACUCGUCAGUGCGAUGGGUCCUCCUGGAGGAGGGAGAAAUCCAGUGACGUCACGUUUUCUGCGUCAUUUCAACAUAAUGACAAUUACAAAGUUCAGUGAUGAAACGAUGGUUAAGAUUUUUGGUUCCAUCGUAACCCACUGUUUUAGGGAAAAUGGCUUUCCAAGUGAAUCUUUUAGCAUUGGAAAUCAAAUCGUUGCUGCCACUUUAGAGAUAUACAAAAAGGCAAUUGAGAACCUUUUACCGACCCCACUGAAAUCUCAUUACACUUUUAAUCUUCGUGAUUUUGCUCGUGUAAUCAACGGAGUGCUGUUGAUAAAACCCCAGUCCCUUGAAGAUAAGAAGACACUAAAGCGACUCUGGGUCCAUGAAGUAUACCGUGUGUUUUAUGACCGAUUAGUUGAUGAUGAUGACAGGAAAUGGCUGCACAGCAAUAUCAUAAGUGGUGUGAAAGAGCAUUUCAAAGAUGAUUUUGACAGUCUGUUCAAGCAUUUAGCAACAAACUCGACCAAGCCAACUGAAGAUGACAUGCGCAGUCUCAUGUUUGGUGACUACCUCAACCCGGAUAGCAUGGGAGAGGAUCGACUGUAUCAAGAAGUAACCUCAAUGGAUGAAUUAUACACCAUUGUUGAGCAAUGCCUUGAUGAGUAUAACCAAACGCACAAAACACAGAUGAAUCUUGUCAUAUUCAGAUACGUGCUUGAACAUUUGUCACGAAUCAGCCGUAUACUGAAGCAGUCUGGCGGAAAUGCCUUGUUAGUAGGGAUGGGUGGCAGUGGAAGACAAUCUCUUUGUCGUCUUGCUGCAGCCAUAUCAAAUUUUCAUGUCUUUCAACCUGAAAUCUCAAAGAGUUAUGGGAUGACUGAGUGGAGGGAAGACCUAAAGACUUUGCUCAAGUCGGCCGGUGCUCAAGGAAAGCCAACAGUAUUCUUGUUAACUGACACCCAGAUAAAAGAGGAGUCAUUUCUUGAAGACGUUGAUAGUUUGUUGAAUACCGGUGAAGUCGCUAAUUUGUUUGCUGUUGAUGAGAAGGCUGAAAUCAACGAGGCUGUAAGACCACUUGCUCAAGCCCAUGACAAAAAUGCUGACUUUUCACCAUUGGCAUUGUUCACAUAUUUUGUGAAUCGAUGUAAAGACAACCUACACAUAAUGCUUUGCAUGAGCCCGAUCGGCGAUGCAUUCAGAAACAGACUGAGACAGUUUCCAUCACUUAUCAACUGUUGCACCAUCGACUGGUUCCAGCCAUGGCCUGAAGAUGCUUUGGAAAUGGUUGCAAACAAAUUCUUAGAAAACGUUGAGAUGUCUGACAACGAGAGGAAAAAUGUUGUGCCAAUUUGCAAAAGUUUUCAUACAUCUGCAAUUAAAUACUCACUAAGGUUCCUCGAGGAACUUGGGCGGCACAAUUACGUCACGCCAACCUCGUAUCUUGAGCUGAUCUCUGCAUUCAAGACUUUGCUUAAUCAGAAACAAACAGAGGUGCUAAAGAAUAAAAGGAGAUAUGAAGUUGGAUUAGAAAAGCUUGCUUUUGCUGCCUCUCAGGUUGCUGACAUGCAAGUUGAAUUAGAAGAGCUGCAACCUAAACUAGUCAUUGCUUCAGACGAAAAUAUCAAAAUGAUGGCUGUGAUUGAAAAAGAAUCAACUGUUGCUGAAGCCCAGAGAGAGGUUGUGUAUGCAGACGAGGCGGUGGCAAAUGAACAAAAGAAGGAGGCCCAGUCCUUAAAAGAUGAAUGCGAGGCGGAGCUUGCAGAGGCUAUUCCCGCUCUAGAUGCUGCUUUGGCUGCUCUGGAUACAUUGAAGCCUGCGGAUAUCACCAUCGUUAAAGCUAUGAAGAAUCCACCAUCAGGAGUUAAGCUGGUUAUGGCUGCCGUUUGUGUUAUGAGGGACAUAAAACCUGACAAAAUCAACGACCCUAGUGGAUCAGGACAAAAGAUCCUUGAUUACUGGGGACCUUCAAAGAAGCUUCUUGGUGAUAUGAACUUUUUGAAUAUACUCAGGGAAUAUGACAAAGACAACAUCCCGGUACAUACAAUGAAAAAGAUAAGAACAGAAUUUUCAACAAACCCAGAAUUUGAUCCUACUAAAGUUAGGACUGCCUCUUCAGCUGCAGAGGGUCUUUGCAAAUGGGUUCAAGCCAUGGAAAUUUACGACAGAGUUGCUAAGGUUGUAGCGCCAAAGAAGGCAAAACUAGCAGAAGCUGAAAAAUCUUUAGAAGAAACGGUCAAAAUUUUAAAUGCAAAAAGAGCAGAACUCAAGGAAGUGGAGGACAGGGUAGAAUCUCUUAAGAAUCAAUUUGCGGAAAUGACUGAAAAGAAAAAGCAACUGGAAAUUCAGGUUGAUCUCUGUGCAAAGAAACUGGAGAGAGCCGAGAAGCUGAUCGGAGGCCUUGGCGGCGAGAAAGAACGCUGGUCUCAAGCAGCAGAAUCGCUUCAGCGAUUGUUUUACAAUUUGACGGGAGAUGUUUUGAUUUCCUCCGGUGUUAUUGCAUACCUUGGGGCAUUCACUGCGGGAUUCAGACGGCGAUGUUGUGAGGAGUGGACGAAGAUGUGCACGGAUGUGAAUAUACCUUGUUCCAAUGAGUUUAGUCUCAGCAAGAGCUUAGGAGAACCAAUUAAAAUUCGUGCGUGGAAUAUCGCUGGCCUACCAACGGAUAAUUUCUCAGUUGAUAACGGCGUUAUUGUUGCCAAUUCAAGAAGAUGGCCGUUAAUGAUUGAUCCGCAAGGGCAAGCUAACAAGUGGGUGAAAAACUCUGAAAAAGAUAAUCAAUUAAAUGUGAUAAAAUUAUCCGAUGCAGAUUAUGUGCGCACACUUGAGAACAGUAUUCAGUUUGGAACUCCUGUUCUUCUUGAGAAUGUUGGUGAAGAACUGGACCCAACCUUGGAACCGUUGCUUCUUAAACAAACCUUCAAGCAAGCUGGAGUUAUGUGCAUCCGUCUUGGUGAAAAUGUCAUAGAAUUCGAAGAUUUCAGAUUGUAUAUCACUACAAAACUGCGAAACCCACACUAUCUUCCUGAAAUUGCAACCAAAGUAACCCUAGUAAACUUUAUGAUAACACCAGAAGGUUUAGAAGAUCAACUUCUUGGCAUCGUUGUUGCGAAAGAAAGGCCUGAGUUGGAAGAAGAGAGGCAGGCUUUGAUCGUCCAAAGUGCAUCAAACAAAAAGCAGCUGAAAGAAAUCGAGGACAAGAUUCUGGAAACGCUCUCAUCUUCAGAAGGAAAUAUCUUAGAAGAUGAAUCUGCCAUUAAAAUUUUGGACUCUUCGAAGAUCCUCUCUGAUGAAAUAAACAAGAAACAAAAGAUCGCUGAGGAAACCGAGAAGAAAAUAAACCAGUCUCGUUUAGGGUAUCGACCUAUUGCAGCUCACUCUUCCGUGUUGUUUUUCUCCAUCACUGAUCUUCCUAACAUUGAUCCGAUGUAUCAGUAUUCGCUCACGUGGUUUGUCAAUCUCUUCAUCUCAUCGAUACAUGACAGCAACAAGUCGAAAAUUUUAGAAAGAAGACUGCGAUACCUAACCGAUCAUUUUACAUAUAACCUAUACUGCAAUGUUUGCCGCUCUCUUUUUGAGAAAGACAAGUUGCUGUUCUCUUUGGUUCUCUGCUCCAAUAUUCUCUUACCAAAACAUGAGUUGGACUAUGAAGAGUUCAUAUUCUUUUUAACUGGAGGUGUUGGCCUGGAGAAUAAGAUUCCGAAUCCUGAUUCAAGUUGGUUGUCCGAUAAAUCUUGGGAUGAAAUCUGCAGGAUGUGUGAUCUUCCUGGAUUCAAAGGACUCAGAGAUAGCUUCAUAUCAACCGUGUCGGAUUGGAAAGGUAUUUUUGACAGCAAGGAGCCUCAGAAACAAAUUUUGCCGAGCCCUUGGAACGAAAAAUUGACUGAUUUUCAAAGAAUGACUGUCAUUCGAUGCCUUCGCCCUGAUAAGGUGGUGCCGUUAGUUAAGAAUUUUGUAGAAGAAAAACUUGGGCGUCAUUUCAUCCAGCCACCGCCUUUUGACCUGGCAAAAAGUUAUGCUGAUUCAAACCAAUGUUCUCCUUUGAUUUUCAUUUUGUCUCCCGGUGCAGAUCCCAUGGCUGGCCUAAUGAAAUUUGCUGCUGAUAAAGGUUUUAGUGGCGAUAAAUUCAAUGCAAUCUCGCUUGGCCAAGGACAGGGUCCUAUUGCUGCCAAAAUGAUACAAGACGCUGUUGCCAAUGGAACCUGGGUUGUUCUCCAAAACUGUCACUUAGCUGUGUCAUGGAUGUCCCAACUCGAGAAGAUUUGUGAAGAUCUAACCAUGGAUACAACACAUUCUGACUUCCGUCUCUGGUUAACAAGCUACCCGUCUGAUAAGUUUCCUGUCACAGUCCUUCAAAAUGGCGUCAAAAUGACAAAUGAGCCUCCAACUGGUCUGCGACAGAAUCUCUUGCAGUCUUACUUGUCCGAUCCCAUUUCAGAUGCAACUUUUUUUGCUGGAUGCCAACAGAAAGACCUGGCUUGGGAAAAACUUCUUUUUGGCCUCUGCUUUUUCCACGCCGUCGUGCAGGAACGAACAAAAUUCGGACCAAUGGGCUGGAACAUUCCUUACGGAUUCAAUGAAUCGGACCUCAGGAUCAGUGUCAGACAGUUGCAGAUGUUCAUAAAUGAGUACGAACAGAUCCCAUUUGAUGCUUUGACCUAUUUGACUGGAGAGUGCAACUAUGGUGGCCGAGUGACAGAUGACAAUGACAGGCGCUGCCUGAUGAGCAUACUCGCUGACUUCUAUAACUCAGAUGUUAUAACUGAUCCGAAAUAUAAGUUUUCACCAAGUGGUACUUAUUUUGCACCGCCAAAGGGAACAUACGAAGACUACAUCGAGUUUAUCAAGGAACUGCCAAUGACACAAUAUCCAGAAGUGUUUGGUAUGCACGACAAUGUUGACAUUGCAAAGGAUCUGAGAGAAACGAAACUCCUGUUUGAUUCGGUUUUGUUGACUCAAAGUCAAGGAAGAGGCGGUGGAUCAGGAAAAAAGACUGAAGAAACUUUAUUGGAAAUCGCCAGUGACAUUCUUUCAAAGUUGCCUAAAGACUUUGAUCUUGAAUCUGCAAAAGGGAAGUAUCCGGUUGUAUAUGAAGAAAGUAUGAACACAGUGCUGGUACAAGAAAUGGAAAGAUUUAACAGGCUUUUAGAUGUUAUCCGAUCAAGUCUUAUCAAUCUUCAGAAAGCAAUCAAAGGUUUAGUGGUCAUGUCAUCAAGUUUGGAGCAAGUGUCUGCCAGCCUUAUUGUUGGAAAGGUACCUGAUUUUUGGGCAAAGAGCUCCUAUCCAAGUUUAAAGCCCCUAGGCAGUUACAUAACAGAUUUCCUGGCAAGAAUCAAAUUUCUGCAGGAUUGGUUUGAUCAUGGAAAACCGUCCGUCUUUUGGUUGUCUGGUUUCUAUUUCACGCAGGCUUUUUUGACCGGUGCAAAGCAAAAUUUCGCAAGAAAAUACACGAUCCCAAUAGAUUUACUUGGUUUUGAAUUUGAGGUCUUGCCCCGUGAUACGUCAUCAGAAGCACCAGAUGAUGGAGUUUAUGUCAUUGGGUUGUUCUUAGAAGGCGCUAGAUGGGAUAGAGAAGGUGGCGUGGUUGCUGAGUCUCUGCCGAAGGUACUUCACGAUGCAAUGCCAAUUAUUUGGAUCAAACCAGGAAAAGUUAGCGAGUUCAAGAAAACGCUUUCCUAUUCUUGUCCUGUAUACAAAACAAGUGCCAGAAGAGGGACUCUAUCAACAACUGGUCAUUCGACAAAUUACGUGUUACCUAUAUCACUAGCAACGAACCAACCAGAGAGCCAUUGGGUUAAACGUGGUGUCGCCUUACUUUGCCAGCUUGAUGACUAAUGGCCGUUAAAUGCAGGCUUAAUCAUAGACUGCAUUAUGCCAUACACGAAACGGUGGCAUUUGUUAAUACUCUGUAUUUGUAUGAUAAUGGUUUUAGAGUUGCUAAUUUCAUGACCUGUAUUAUUAAUUAAAUAGCUGUUGUAAAUUAUGCAUAUUAAUGUUGUAUCCUUUGAGGUAUGGUCACUUGCGUGCGAAAUCCUUCCAAGCCAGAAUACCUACCACAGUCGUCCACAGGACACGAAAAUGCUUCAGUCUGCCUUCGUAGUUUGAUUUGCGAGAAUAAAGAAUCCACAAAAUUAGCAUAAUUAAUCUUGCAUCUUACAGUUUUCCAUCUAUUUGCUAAGAAGCACCCCUGCCUUUGUUCUCGUUUCAUUUCUACGAGGAUUGUUACUAUUUCCCAUUCAACUUUCCGAAAGAACUGUAUCCAUCUUGAUUUUGAAUCGGUAUUACCCUCCGAUAAAAAGCUUGUUUAGUGAGAAGUUGUCUAUCUAUUUACUUAAAAGGCUUCUUACUUCAAGAAUUCCGAUGAAAAAGCACAGAAUGACUAGUCUGAAAAGUCAUUCCCCCUUUUUAUGCUAGUUUAAAGUUAUUUUACAAGUGGGGUUUUUUGACAUGCUUCUGUAAAUAUGAUAUACUGAUUUAGGUUAAACUUGUUUUAACGUUUAAGCUUGAUAAUUCUUUAUGACAUGGAAUUUGAUGUAAAUGUUGAUAUAUGGA
Molecule: messenger RNA, 12714 nt
Organism: Rhopilema esculentum
Lineage: Eukaryota; Metazoa; Cnidaria; Scyphozoa; Rhizostomeae; Rhizostomatidae
Product: dynein axonemal heavy chain 12-like
Biological process (GO): microtubule-based movement
Cellular component (GO): dynein complex
Molecular function (GO): dynein light intermediate chain binding; dynein intermediate chain binding; minus-end-directed microtubule motor activity
Source: RefSeq, a predicted model, not a curated record